Messenger RNA from Penicillium taxi, 963 nucleotides. RefSeq names its product syntaxin. The coding region runs from base 1 to 963 and encodes 320 amino acids. Gene Ontology annotation, cellular component: plasma membrane; SNARE complex; endomembrane system. Gene Ontology annotation, biological process: exocytosis; intracellular protein transport; vesicle fusion. NCBI's taxonomy places the organism in Eukaryota, Fungi, Ascomycota, Eurotiomycetes, Eurotiales, Aspergillaceae. The transcript is spliced from 4 exons. The record is from RefSeq and is a predicted model, not a curated record. Gene Ontology annotation, molecular function: SNAP receptor activity; SNARE binding.
AUGAGUUACCAGGCGCUAGGAGACGGUCAAUCAGGCGGCUACGGGGGAUACAAUCCUUAUGGUGCAAACGAGAAUCCUUAUUCUGAUCAACAAACCUCGUAUGGGUAUGGAGGUGGCCACAAUGACCCAGAGCAGGGGAACGGAAGCUAUGAGAUGAACGCUGUUCCUCAAUCCGGCGGCCCGACUGCAAUCUUGAACAAGUGCAAGGAAAUGAACGAUGCCAUUGCCGAGUUGAAAACCAAGCGUGAAGGUCAACUUGUCUCCGCCCAAAACGCUCUGCUCGACUCCAGCACAGGAAAGGAGGACCAGGCCGCGCGCCAGACUGUCGACUACAUCGAGGAUGAGAUUAACACUGCCCUGCGCUACCUGCGCGACCAGUUCAAGCGCAUCAAGGAAACCCCUGGAUCCGGCGAUCAGCGUGUGUCUGGUCAAGUCGAGAACGUCAACCGAAACCUCCGUCGUGAGAUUGAACAGUACCAGCGGACUCAAUCGGACUUCCAGAAGCGCCUAGAAGAGCAGGUCCGCCGUCGUUAUGAGAUUGCCAACCCCGAGGCCACCCCCGAGGAACUGGAACAGGGUGUAGCGCUAGUCCUGGCUGGCCAGGAACAGAGCUUUGCGAUCCCCGGUACCCGUUCGCGACAGGCCAACGAUGCCCACCAGGCCACUAUGCAACGGUCCGCUGCCAUCCGCAAGAUCGAGCAGGAUAUGAUCCAACUUGGACAGUUGUACCAGGAAGUCGCCGAGCUCAUCCACCAACAAGAGCCUGCAGUCACUCAGAUUGACCAGAGUGCAGAGGAGACCCACCGCAAUGUGGCGCAAGCCAACACCAAGUUGGACAGUGCCAUCGUGAGUGCCCGCAAUGCGCGCCGCUGGAAGUGGUACGCUCUUAUUGUGGUGAUCCUCAUCAUCUGUAUUGUUGUCGGUGUCGCAGUCGGUGUCACCGAAGCCAACAAGAGCAAGUAA